AUGCUGUCUUCGGCGCUUGUUCUGACCGGAAUCCGCCGACGCCGUCGCCGGGAGGUCUUCCCCUUCCUCCUCCGCUCCAUCUUCUCCUCCUCCGCCGCCGCCGCCGCCACUGUCUGGCCAGAGAACCGUCGUGCGGAGAUCAGUACUGCGGUCCCGAUCUCGCCGGGCGACCUCGAAGCUCUCGUUCGCGGCCAGUUCUGCAGCGGAAAGUUCUGCGACCUCCUCCGCUCCGUCGUCUCCCGUCCGUCCGUGCUCCUCACUGCCUGCGGAAAUAUCACCCCCUUGGGCCAUGGAGACGGCGGCGGGGACAAGGUCUGCUCCCUGGAGGCUGUCGAUCGUUUCGGGCUCUCCGUCGAGCAGCUUUCGCGCGAGCUCCGGAGGGGUGAAUUUGACCUGGAGUCUUGCUGCAUCAGGAUGUUUCCAUCGCGAGUGAAAGGGGAGUCCCUCGUGCUCCCCAACCUGAAGUUGAAGGUCGUGAUGGAGGCCGUCCGCAUGACCUUAGAAGCGAUCUACGACCCUCGCCUGUGUACCUUCUCCUACGGUGGGAGAUCUGGAAUGGGCCGCCACACUGCCGUCAGGUACCUCAAGUCCGCCGUCGAGAACCCGACAUGGUGGUUCCGCGUCGCCCUCCACAGCGAGCGGUUCGGCCUCAGGCAUGUGCGCAGACUCAUUGCGAUAAUGGAGGAGAAGAUAGAGGACCCCAGCUUGGCCCGUCUCCUCCAGGGGCUCUUCGUCUCAGAAGUACUGCUCAUCGAACUUGGGGGACUGAACAUGGGGAGGGGCUUUCCGCAGGAGAGCGGCCUCCGUUUGAUUCUUCUAAGCAUCUACUUCAACGGGUUGGACCACGACCUUCAGGACCUCCGGUUGCACGUUCAGAGGCAGAACCCGAGGAUCCUCCCAGUAGAUGGGCGCACGGUUUUUCACAAUCCGGUCAGGCUAUAUGCUGUUAGAUAUCUUGAUGAGCUUCUGGUGAUCACUUCCGGAUCGAAGACAUUUACAAUGAAUGUGAAAGAGAGGGUCAUCAGAUACCUGGAGUCCAAUUUGGACCUGAAAGUGAAUAGAUUGGAUACCACAAUCCACAGCGCCGUCUCUGAGAAGAUGAAUUUCAUCGGAAUGGAGCUUCAGGCUGUGCCGCCUUCAGUACUGCAUCCACCCAUGUCUGAAAAGGCCAUCCGAGCUAGGAAGAAGUACCUCAAGCAGAAGGCGGCGAAAGCUUUGGAAUUGAAGAAUGCUCGAGAGACAAUACGGAAGAAACUUGGGCUGAAGAUACUGAACCAUGUGUUCAAGAAGCUGAAAAAAUGUGGAGAAUUCAAGUUUGACUUCCGGAUUGAAUCCGAGGUCAGGGAAUUAUUCAGGGACUGGGCACAGGAGGUGGUGAAAGAAUUCUUCCAGUCAAAAGAGGAGCUUUGGACCUGGCACCGGGCGCUCACGUCUGGUGAUUUCUUGAAUUUGAAAGAAGUACGAGAUCAAUUGCCAACAGAACUUAUCCAAGCCUAUGAUCACUUUCAAGACAAGGUCAAUGAACAUAUGAAACCCGAGGUCGCUUGCAGGCUCAUAGGAGAGGAGGAUGGAAGAGAAAGUGAUGUUGGUUAUGAUGAGGGAAGAGAGGAGGAAGAGGAGAUGGAAAAAGAGGAGGACGAGGAGGAGGAGGUCAGAUACGCGGAAAGAACAGUGGAAGACUUGAGAAGGCUGUGCAUGAGAGUGAAUGCGCCGAUAGAAGCCAUAAGAAGAGCAGUUAAGAUGGCUGGGUUUACAAAUAACAAGGGGCGACCAAGGCCAAUCAAGUUACUCAUUUCCCUGGAAGACAUGGACAUCAUUAAAUGGUAUGCAGGUGUCGGAAUCAAAUGGCUAGAAUUCUUCUGUUGCUGUCGCAACUUCAGAGUGGUCAAAACAGUCGUCAACUAUCAUCUGAGGUUUUCAUGUUUCCUCACAUUGGCAGAAAAGCAUGAGUCAACUAAACGUGAAGCCAUAAAACACUACACAAAGGAUCUUAAAGCUAUGAACAAAGAUGGUCUGGAAGAGGUAUACUUUCCGACAGAAAGGGAAAUCAAAAUGAUGGGUGAUCAGAGGCUGUCUGAUCCAAAGCCUGUGGAUGGUGCUUUAUGCAUGAUUUUGGUCAAGUUAGCUUCAUGUGAAACCUCCUGUUCCUGUGUGGCCCAUUUCUGUGGUCGAGCUGAUACGCAUCUUUAUCGUGUACGUCUAUUGCAGAAUCGGCUGAAUGUCGAUCCAUCAAAUGAAGAAAAGUGGGUCCAAGGGAUGGGCGCUGUUCAUGAAAGUUUGAACAAGAAAUGCCUUCCACUUUGUUCAAAGCAUGCUGGUGAUCUAUACUUGGGUAAAAUCUCCCUCCAGGAUAUUGAUUGUACCUCAUUUGUGGAUAUCUAG
Molecule: messenger RNA, 2382 nt
Organism: Spirodela intermedia
Lineage: Eukaryota; Viridiplantae; Streptophyta; Magnoliopsida; Alismatales; Araceae
Source: the annotation of a GenBank genome assembly